CUCCGCUAGGUGUAAAUUGGUAGACGGGAAGCUGUAGGCAGGGAGUCCGAGUGGAGAUGUGUUCUUUCGUGAGAGUGGGGUCCUCUAAAGGGUUGGGACACCCCAAGGGAUUAGGAACUUCCCUUGAGGCAGGUACAGCUUUCCCCUUAGAGAUGAGUGCUGCUGGAGGAAUGAGGGUGUCUGAGAGGAAAUCUCCCCAGAGCAUGGCGGUUGGUCUCACCCAGGAAGGAAAGGAUGAUUUAGGAGAGAGGGGGCUCCUUAUGGAAACAAAAUCUCCCACGGAGUUAGGGUUCAGAGUAGGAUUAGGAAAAAAAGAUUCCUCUUGUAGGGAGAGCCUCCUGGGUAGUAAUAAACUUGAAGAGAGGAUAGCAUCACCAGAAACAAAAUCUCCAUUGAGCAAGGAGCUUGAAAUGAAAUUAAAAAGCGAGAAUCUUUAUAGGACCGUCCCGGAGAGGAGUAAUUUAGGAGUCUAUGGGGUCUCGGCCUCCCAGGAAACAAAAUCUUCUCUAGGUAUGUUGCCAGGAAGAAUGGGCUUAGAAAAUGAGUGUCUUUUGGCAGGGUGUUCUGGAAGGAUAAUACAGCCUCACUUGGGCAUGGUAUGUGAAAGUCCACAGGCUCUAGGGAGCAGGAGAGGUUCUGUGGCUGGUUCCUCUGAAGGGUUAGGGCAACCUACUUUGGAGAUAGAACCUAGACAGGAUCUGGGAAAAGAGACCUGUGUGGUGAUGAAGCCCAGGGCAGAGAUGAAGCCUCCUGUGGAGGUGGACACUGGUCUACCCAAACUAGAAGAGCCAGAUAACACAGGACCCCAAAUAGGCUUGGUGAUAGAACCUUCUGAGAGCCAGUUUGCCCAACAACUGGAGGAGAGAAAGGAGGCUGAAAACACUGAACCAGGAGUAGAACCUCCAGAUGGCAUCAGACCCAUAUACUCUGGGAAAUUUUUUGAUCGGAUGCCUUGCCGGCCAAGUGCUGGGAAAGUUAUUCCUGUUGGACACAGAGUUGCAACCUGUUUGACUGAAAAACUUCCCAGGCUAAUUACUCCACCUGAGGCAAAAAAAUUUUUCAACUAUAGAUACCCACCCGCUGGAGCUGAAAGAGUAUUUUAUGGCAGAGCAAAUGAUCCCCAAAUCGCUCCUUAUUUGACACAUGGAAUAAGAUCUAAAAUUUCGAUACCGGCAAAGGUAUUGAUCAACCCACAGCCUCUAACAACAUUUCAACAGAUAAUUAAAGAUAAAAAGGAAUCAGUAUAUUUUAGCAAUCAAUCGGCACCGCUGGGAAAAUCUCAUGAUCAAACGCCAGGAUUACCUAAAGGCCUGGAUGUACUCAAUACGACAUUUGGGACAACAGUCAUCAGAGAAUCAUCUGCUAGAGAUGUAGUGAAUCCACCAAAACCCUAUGAAGAAGUAUUUAAGGAAGGAAAGGAAGGACAUGAUCUGUAUAUUAUUUCUCACAAUGAUUAUCAUGUGGGAGAAGCAAAGAACCGAAAGUAUAACCCAUCAAGUUUCCAUAGGUUUAACUUGUAUGGGGUCCCAACACCACAUUUUAAUGAUGGAAGAGCCAUGGCAAAAACUUUAUAUUGGCUCCAUGAGCUACAAAUGAAAAGAGGAGCUAAGAUCGUAUCCAAGAGAGUUGAUGAUUUCAAAGAAAAGUUUCAACAUAAACUUGGAAAAGUUUUAGAUCCCAUUGCAGAAACAAUGAAUGUUCCCCCAGACCACACAUUUGGUGCUUGUCUCCGUGCUGAGGAGUAUGGAGCUGGUGAUCUCAUCCAUAACAGACUUCCAGGUGAAUAUCUUCGGGGCAAGGACAGACAGAGAGCCCUGAUUGCAGCAGUGCGACAUCACUUGAAGAAAGCUAACUACCAGAACUUUGACACUUUGCUGGCAGCUUUCAGGCACUAUGAUAAGAAUGGAGAUGGGGUGAUAGAUAAAGCCGAGCUUCGGGAGGCCUGUGAACAGGUCAGCUUGCACUUAGAUGAGAAACUCCUGGACCAGCUAUUUGACGACUGUGAUGUGGAUAAUGAUGGGCUGAUUAACUACCUAGAAUUUGCAAAUUUUCUUAACUGGAAAGAUAAAAUGCCUCUUAAAGAGUAUGAAGAGAGGGUCAUUAUGAAAGGCAGAAAACCAGAUUGUGCAAACCCUGCUGAGGCUAAUGUUGAAGGAUCUGAACCAACUCUCCUGAUAAAGCCAGAAGAUAUUGUCUUAAAAGAACCAGGGAGCUCAGAAAAGACUCUCCGGACACUACUGAGGCCAAGUGAUAAAGUUUCUCAUCACUAUAAGACAGCUUCUUCUGAGAUCAAUGCAGUUGUAGGUGCUCUUCCUUCUACUUGUUAUCCCACCUAUGGCGUUCCAACCAUUCGGUCUGAUAUUCCUGCCCCACGAAUUCGUCGAAUCAGUGAUAGAACUAAUUAUGGUGAAGAGGGCAAUGCCUAUUCAUUACUACAUCCUACCAUCUUUGGUCAGAAAGGAGUGUUUGAAAGAGAUUUCUUCAAGACCAGAUCAAAAAAAGAGAUUGCAGAGAUAUUAUGUAAUAUUGGUGUCAGGCUUUCUGAUGAAGAAUUUGAAAAUGUAUGGAAUCUUGCAUCAAAAAAACAUCACAGAGGAGAGGUUUGUGUUGAGACCAUCAGAAACGUUCUGGAUGAGCUACAACAUGCAGACCGGGUCAAGUGUAAAACCACGUGAUGUUUUUGGAGUUCAUUCAUUUAAACAAAAGAAUUGUUAAGUCUGCAUUCAUCAAAAAUGUUCAGUCCAUUCUGGUUUUAGAUAUUACUUUAGAAUUCAGCAAUCACUGUAUGUAGUAGG
This is a messenger RNA of Ailuropoda melanoleuca (giant panda), 2795 nucleotides long. RefSeq names its product EF-hand domain family member B (gene EFHB). Gene Ontology annotation, molecular function: calcium ion binding. NCBI's taxonomy places the organism in Eukaryota, Metazoa, Chordata, Mammalia, Carnivora, Ursidae. The record is from RefSeq and is a predicted model, not a curated record. The transcript is spliced from 13 exons. The coding region runs from base 57 to 2675 and encodes 872 amino acids.